GCGAUCGUGGCAAAAUUCGAUUUGCAAGCAAGGAUAGUAGAUGGUGUGAACUUGUAAUUGCCAAGUGGCUUUCGGUUAUGAAAUAGACAUGAGCAAUGACAGAAAAUACACAGCCAGGGAAGGAUAGCGUACUAGGGCUGAUAAAAGAAUUGGAAUAAAUCUAACAGAAAGGAAAACCAGGUCGUGGUUAGGGCCGUAUAUCGCUGUGAUGCCCAUUGAUCGACGGGCCUAUCUCCAUCUUGGCUUGUUGAUGCUGGCUGUUCCUGCUCAGUAUCUGGUAUCGAAGUUCCUGGCAACGUCCGAGGCACACAGGAGUGAAAGUCUUAAGGGUUUACUCAGUGGUGCCCUCGGUUUCAAAAACAAGUAUUUGUCUUGGAACUCCUGGCACAAGUGGUGUUUAGAACUACUGGGAAAACUUCAUCCUAAGCGACCAGACUUUGGGGGUCAAGAUGACCCAAAUGGGGAAUCCCCAGCUGUUGAAGUCUUUCAGUAUAGGGAUCCAAAAGGAUAUUUUGCUCAAUCCCUAGAUCCACGCAGUCCAAGACCAUCUAGUGUAAAAUACAGAAUAGGUCAAGUGAUCCGACACAAACUCUGGGGGUACAGAGGGGUUAUAAUUGGCUGGGACUCCACGUGUAGAGCUCCAACCAACUGGAUAAAGAUGAAUCAUCCAAGUGACAAAGAAUCUUGGAGGAAUCAGCCUAACUACUCAAUCCUCGUUGACAACCGCGAUCGCCAAGUUCCACAGAUAACAUACAUACCACAAGACAAUAUAGAAGUGAUCGUCAAUAUGCAAGUGAUACACCCCAUUUUAGAAGAUUACUUUGAAACAUUCGAUGGUGCUCAGUACAUAGCCCGGCCAUUUUUAAAAGCUGUCUACCCACAUGAUUGAAAAACAUGGAGAUAUGUGCUGCAAUGUAUUCAUGUAUAUAUGUGUGUAUUUAUGUUCACGACCAGACUGAUGAUGGGGAUUUUUAAUUAUGUUUUUGUGAAUGGUAAUUAUUAUGGACAAACCUUGUCAGUGGUUUAAUUUCUCACUUUUCUGGGUAAUUGGUCAGUUCCUGCAUUUCGCUGCUUGCAUCAAACUGUCAACCGUUUUGACCAAGAUGAGUUUGCUUGCUUUGUAAGAUGUUUCCGACUAAAAGAACCUUUGUAAUGACUCAGUUAUGACUCAAAUUACAUAUUAAGUAUAUUUUCUUGUUUAAAAUGCCAGUCACAAGUGUUUGUUUUCACAAUCUGUGUAUUCGAGACUGCGUUCAUGAAUGGCUGAGAAUCCAUUCUCGUCACACCACUGUGCGAGGUAGUGUGGAAUUUGAGAACCGUAACAUGAACACAUUCUCAUCUCUUGAAAACCUUUCGGACCACAUUCCCUGCACCAGACAGAAAUGUGGUUCUUGUUCUAAUGGUUGUAGUAGAUAAAAUUUCAGUUUGCUUCCUAAUAUAUAUUACUGGAAGUAAAUUCAACUUUGGGUUACUACAGACAUUAAGACACCAAGAACACCUUGUAUAUGUAACAGAAAAAUGUAUCUCCACUGAGGGGUUUUGAACCACAGACCUUUAUGAUAUCAGUCUAGGAUCGAUCACCGUCGGUAGGCACAUUGGGCUAUUUCUCAUUUCAGCCAGUGCACCACGACUGGUAUAUCAAAAUUGUGGUAUGUGCUAUCUUGUCUCAGGGAUGGUGCAUAUAAAAGAACCCUUGAUACUAAUGGAAAAAAAAUUGACAUCCAGUAGCCGAUGAUUAAUAAAUCAAUGUGCUCUAGUGUUGUCAAACAAAACAAACUACAACUACUUCUUCUAAGUACGAGUCUAGCACUCUACCAAUUGAGCUAAUAGGGAAAUUGAGGCAGUAUUUACCAGAAACAUGUUACAGUAGCAGCAAACUCUGGACAAAAAUAAGAUCCCUCCAGUGAAAUCAUGUUUGGUGUGUAAAUGUGUAUAUUUAAACCAGUUAUUAUUUUUAUUGGUAUUUGGUGUCCAAGUGAAAUACAGAUAAUUUGUUGUCUAUGUAUAUAAUUUUGUGAUUUACAAAUAAUAUUGUGACAGAUAAUUCUAUGUGUGUGGAGUAUUUGUGAUGUGUUAUAUUUUAUAAAUUAAUGCAUAAUAUUUACAAUGUCACUGUACAUUCAAAUGCAAUAAAAAGAGGAAGUACAAGUUGUUA
This is a messenger RNA of Gigantopelta aegis, 2155 nucleotides long. RefSeq lists its product as uncharacterized. The record is from RefSeq and is a predicted model, not a curated record. Gene Ontology annotation, molecular function: DNA binding. NCBI's taxonomy places the organism in Eukaryota, Metazoa, Mollusca, Gastropoda, Neomphalida, Peltospiridae. The transcript is spliced from 7 exons. Bases 209 to 889 code for a protein of 226 amino acids.